This is a messenger RNA of Notolabrus celidotus (New Zealand spotty), 3380 nucleotides long. It is a transcript of the gene mmel1, whose product is annotated as membrane metallo-endopeptidase-like 1. Gene Ontology annotation, cellular component: plasma membrane. Lineage: Eukaryota; Metazoa; Chordata; Actinopteri; Labriformes; Labridae. Bases 260 to 2569 code for a protein of 769 amino acids. Gene Ontology annotation, molecular function: metalloendopeptidase activity. The record is from RefSeq and is a predicted model, not a curated record. Gene Ontology annotation, biological process: protein processing. The transcript has 24 exons.
CUCUCCCCCCUCCCUCCAUCUCUCUCUCUCCCUCUCUCUCUCUCUCUCUUGCUGCCUCACUCAUUCCCCGAGCAGCACAGCGAGCUGGAUAAACGUCUCCUUCAGCCCCGCAGCACACAGACUCAUUUCUCCUCACACCAGCUCUGAGUGGAUGCUCAGCAGGGGUGUGUGAGAUAUUAGCGCGCUGUGGGAGGGGGGGAACUCCUCAGGGACUUCUACCAUCCACAUACAGAACGAAGAUCCAGCAGUCAGGAGGAAUAUGGGCAAAUCCGAAAGCCAAAUGGAUAUCAUGGAGAAAUCAAGUAAACCUGGCAAGCGUCGUUGGACCGUUGCAGAGAUCGGUCUGUCUGUGCUGCUGAUGCUGGUCAGCUGUGCCUUGGCUGGGCUGGUGGUCCUCUACACGUCAGUUUUGAAAGAACAAUAUACCAGGACGAGUGUGUCAAAGAGCUCAACAAGUGAAGGCCAGCAGUUUCGCGCCAACCCUCCAGAUGUGUGCACAACUGCAGACUGUGUCACUGCAGCCGCUCGCCUCCUGCAGAACAUGGACAAGUCUGCAAAGCCUUGUGAUAACUUCUACCAGUACGCCUGUGGGGGAUGGCUGGAGCAACAUGUCAUCCCGGAGACGAGCUCCCGUCACAGUGUCUUUGACAUUCUGAGGGACAAACUGGAGAUUGUCCUCAAAGGUGUUCUAGAGACGGAGAAAGAGCAGGACAGGGAAGCCAUCAAGAAGGCCAAAGUCCUGUACAGCUCCUGCAUGAAUGACAGUCUCAUCGAGCUGCAUGACUCCCAGCCCCUCCUGAAGCUCAUCGACAGUAUCGGAGACUGGCCUGUGGCGUCAGAUGACUGGAACACCACAUCAGAGGAAGCUUGGAGCCUGGAGGACACACUGGCAGUCCUCACCGGUCGUUUCCACAAGAGGGUUUUGCUGGACAUGUAUGUGUGGACGGACGACCGUGACUCUCGGCGCCAUAUAAUUUAUAUUGACCAGCCAGGCCUUGGAAUGCCAUCCAGAGACUAUUACUUCAACGAUGGAAAUUACAAAAAGGUUCGAGAGGCCUACCUUCAUUUCAUGGUUUCUAUCGCGAAGAUAACCCGAGAGGACAGGAACUUGACUCAGGAUGACGACCGUGUGUGGGAGGAAAUGAUGCAAGUGCUGGAGCUGGAGACAGACAUCGCCAACGCCACAUCACCAGCAGAGGAGCGCCAAGAUGUCACCGUCCUCUACAACAAGAUGACUUUGGUUGAGCUGCAGAGCACUUUCAGCCUCAAUGGUUUUAACUGGACACGCUUUCUUCAAGGUGUGCUGUCUGGUGUGUCCAUUAAGGUGCAGGUUGAUGAGGAGGUGGUAGUUUACAGCUCUCCCUACCUUGAGAAGAUGAAUGAGGUUCUCUCCAGACACAGCGUCAGAACUAUGCAGAACUACCUCACCUGGCAGCUCAUCAUCGACAGAGUUAACAGCCUGAGCCGCCGUUUCAAAGAUGCCAGAGCUCGUUACAGGAAGACUCUCUAUGGGACCACUGUGGAGGAUGCUUGGUGGCGGGAAUGUGUCCGAUAUGUUCAGAGCAGCAUGGAGAAUGCAGUGGGAGCUCUGUAUGUGAGAGAGAGCUUCGCUGGAGAGAGCAAGCAAAUGGUCAGUAAUCUCAUCAGUAAGAUCCAGCAGGCGUAUGUGGAAACACUGGAGGAGUUAAACUGGAUGGAUGCUCCCUCAAAGGAGAAGGCUAGAGAGAAGGCCAUGGCAAUCAAGGAGCACAUUGGCUAUCCGGAUCACAUCCUGCAGGAGAGCAACCAGAAGCUCGACCAGGAGUAUGCUCAUCUUAAUUUCAGUGAAGAGCAUUAUUUUGAGAACAUCCUGGAGAAUCUGAAGUCAGAGGCACAGAAGAGCCUGAAGAAGCUCAGAGAGCCAGUUGACCCUGACCUGUGGAUCAUCGGUGCUGCUGUAGUGAAUGCAUUCUACUCACCAAACAGAAACCAGAUAGUGUUUCCUGCAGGAAUCCUGCAGCCGCCUUUCUUCAGUAAACAACAGCACCAGGCCCUAAACUUUGGAGGAAUAGGAAUGGUUAUCGGCCAUGAGAUCACACAUGGUUUUGAUGAUAACGGGCGUAAUUUUGACAAGGACGGUAACAUGCUAAACUGGUGGAGUAAUUACUCUGCAGAGCAUUUUAAAGAGCAGUCAAAGUGCAUGGUACAACAAUACGGCAACUUCAACUGGAAGCUAGCAGGUGGACAAAACGUCAGCGGUAUCAGCACUCUGGGGGAGAAUAUAGCAGAUAACGGAGGGGUUCGGCAAGCCUAUAAGGCUUACUUAAAGUGGGUGGAGAUACAGGGUGAAGAGCCUCGUCUACCUGGUCUAGAUAUGAAUCACAAGCAACUUUUCUUUCUCAACUUUGCCCAAGUGUGGUGUGGUGCUUAUCGGCCUGAGUAUGCCAGCCAGUCGAUCAAGACUGACUCACACAGUCCCUUAGAAUACAGGGUGCUUGGAUCUCUCCAGAAUUUCGAAGCGUUCUCAGAAGCUUUUCAGUGCCAAGAAGGGACUCUAAUGAACCCAGAGCAGAAGUGUCGUGUCUGGUAGACAGUUUUACUCUACGUGUAUUUAUUUCUUGAUAAGGACAAUUUGAAUUAAAAGAAUAAGUUGUUCUUGUGAAACUCCACAGAGACAUUAUACGUAUUACAAUAUAUUUGGAUAUUGGGUAUUAUAAAUGUAAAUGGAUGACAUCCUGGAUCACACCUGUAAGCAUGUAUAAUAUAAAAAAGAAACUUGCUUGGGUGUCUUCUCAAGCUUAGAGUGUUGUCUCUGGAUGAGUUGGUCACUGUUGUUUUUUUCCCGUCGCCCACAUCAGAUGAGGGAUGGGUACAAAGAAACAGAAACAUGACUUUGGCACUAAGUUGAUUUAAUGUUUUACAAACCUGGUGCACUAGAGAAGAAACAAUGGUUGAAAAAAAUCAAACUUUGACAAGAGAGUAUAGAAUCAUUGAAAGCUGUCGGUUUUGCUGAGGUAAUGCUUCAAUAGAAUUAGUCACACUCUGAGAGUUUUGCUUGUUCACUGUUACAUUUAACAAAUUAUCUAAAGACUUUAAGACUGUUAAAUCUUUGCAGCUUUAAACUGAAAUUAACAUUCUGCUGAAGCUGCUGCUCUUGUUCUUUUUAAAUUUACAGAGUGGAUAGAUAUUUAAAUUUACAAAGCUGUUUAAUACUUUUUGGAGAAUUCCUUUUUUUCUAAGUUCCUUUAUCAGGUCCUGCAAAUAAUCGUUGCUGAAAACUCACUGCAGAGCUGUAUAUUUAUGUCAUGACUGUUUGCUGUUUAAAAAAAUAUUCCAGAUGUUUUUACAAAUAUUGGUGGCCUGCUGCUUUGUAGCCUGUGUUAAUAAACCUGUAAGUGAUA